Messenger RNA from Cooperia oncophora, 519 nucleotides. The record is from the annotation of a GenBank genome assembly. Lineage: Eukaryota; Metazoa; Nematoda; Chromadorea; Rhabditida; Trichostrongylidae.
AUGAAGGUGUCUGGAUUAGUUUGUCUCAGUGAAGGAGUAGCGAAUGUGUUCACAACUGGAGCCGCUUUUCAGAUAUGGACUACAAAAACGGCCCUUGCAGUCUGUUUUCUGAAUUGGACAAUCGCUGCUAUCAUUACCAUGUUUGGUGUAAUUGUUGGCAAUCCAGAAGGGUCUUUCUACGUGUCGCUCGAAGGAACACUUGAAAUUAAAUACGUAUAUAGUGGCAGCCAUAUUCUCGCCGACGUGGCCAUAAUACUCUGUGCUUUUACAGUUGCCAUCUGCACAUGUUUAUAUGUCUUACUGGGCUAUGUCAUUUUGAAAGCGAAGUUAAUCAGGAAGGACAUGGGUAUUGGUAAAGGCGAACUGAAAUACCUUCUGUGUGCGGUUCUCACGUUCUCUCCGCUUACGAUCGAGUUGACUCGCAGCAUAUUUGAAAGGUAUGGCACUGUAUCUGGAGCCCCAGUCUUGGACAUUUCAAAGAAGACUUGGUUAGUAAUGCAACUUCUUUUUUCAAUAUGA